AUGUCGGAGGUUAUUUUUCCAGUUACUUUGAAGACCAGGUUCCCUUUCUUUCGCACACUCCUCUCAGUCCUCUUUGGACAACAAGAUGAGCAUAGCAGUGUUGUAGAAUCCAAGGAGGUAGCGGAAGAAAUCGAUGUUUCAAAUCCCGAGACGAAUUUCCCGAGUUUGCUUGGUGAGAAUUCUUGA
Botrytis fragariae is the source of this 186-nucleotide messenger RNA. RefSeq lists its product as uncharacterized. The record is from RefSeq and is a predicted model, not a curated record. The coding region runs from base 1 to 186 and encodes 61 amino acids. The transcript has 2 exons. NCBI's taxonomy places the organism in Eukaryota, Fungi, Ascomycota, Leotiomycetes, Helotiales, Sclerotiniaceae.